Messenger RNA from Archocentrus centrarchus (flier cichlid), 3273 nucleotides. RefSeq names its product c-mer proto-oncogene tyrosine kinase a (gene mertka). NCBI's taxonomy places the organism in Eukaryota, Metazoa, Chordata, Actinopteri, Cichliformes, Cichlidae. The coding region runs from base 143 to 2977 and encodes 944 amino acids. The transcript has 19 exons. The record is from RefSeq and is a predicted model, not a curated record. Gene Ontology annotation, molecular function: ATP binding; protein binding; transmembrane receptor protein tyrosine kinase activity. Gene Ontology annotation, biological process: nervous system development; protein phosphorylation; phagocytosis. Gene Ontology annotation, cellular component: signaling receptor complex; plasma membrane.
AGCGGCACUGAAGCCUUUCUGGUGGGUGAUGUUGGAUAUUGUCGCAGCUGAAUUGUGCGUUUCGGCGCAAUCCCGUCGUAUUUAAAACGUUUUCGGGCUGCUGCGGGACUGAAAGCAGCAGUUAAAGUUCUUCGGACUGGUCAUGGCAAAGAAAUCAGCAAAACCCAGCUGGGUAGUUUUUUUUUCUAUAGCUAUAACGAUGGCAAUACUCGUGUGGAGUCCGAUCAGCGCUCAACCUUCCAGGAGUCGCUUUCACCAGCCAACCCGGACCUCGGAGCCUCUUGUGAUACCUCGCCAUGUUCCUAGGAUGUAUCUGAGCCCAGAAGAGCUCAGACAACUGUACUUCAAGCCCACCAUAGGCCCCAUUCAGCUGUCAGAGGGCCAUGAAGCCAAACUGAACUGUUCCAUUGACAUUCCUGAUACCAGACUGGACCCUGUCAUCCUCUGGGUGAAGGAUGGUAAGGACCUGUCUGCAAACAUCCAGGUGGGGAUGAAUGAGCUCAAGUCCAUAGCAGAUGGGGUCUUAACUCUCCUCUCCACUGUCAUAAUUAAACAAGUGCAGAGAGUGGAUGCUGGAGAGUAUCGUUGCCGACUGAUUAUCAGCAAUAUGUUGGUAGAGUCUGAUCCAAUCAGUAUUAGAGUAGAAGGUCUACCAACAUUUGUCAAGCAACCAGAGGACAAGAACGUAACAAGAAAUACACCUUUCACCCUGUCAUGUGAGGCGGUGGGCCCGCCAGGCCCCGUUCAUAUCCACUGGUACCGUAAUGGAUCACCUUAUCCUGAGGUUUACAACUCUCCCAGCAACUUCUCUGUGGCAGGUGUGGACAAAUACACUCGCUUCAGCUGUGAAGCGAACAACACAAAGGGCAUCACCACAUCCAGAGAAGCACAUAUCAACAUUAAAGUUCUUCCCAGUCCCGUGUCUGAUAUUACUGUGACGGAGAGGCAAUCCAGUAAGUUGAUGUUGAGCUGGAGCCCUGGACUUGAUGGCUUCUCUCCACUCACCAAAUGCCAAAUCAGAGUUAAAGAGGUGAGCCGGAGAAAAGGGGAAGUGACGACCACCAGAUUCGUCAACGUCACAGUGCCGCCUUUCCACAAUGAAGUCCCUGGGCUGCAGGCUAUGACGCGGUACAACAUGAGUGUUUCCUGCAGCAAUGAGGUGGGGGCCUCUCCUAUCACCAUGUGGGUCCAGAGCAACACCACAGAAGGAGUGCCAUCAGUUUAUCCCCGAAAUGUCAGUGUACAGCUGAACGAUUCAAACCUGGUGAUCAGCUGGAAGCCUCCGCCCAGUGACAAGAUAAAUGGCAUCCUACGUGGUUAUGAUGUCAUUGUCAGAUAUGGCACAAAAGAGAAAAAGGUCCACAGUCUUACCACUUGGGCACAUGUACCUGUGCAGGAAUUCAACACAACAUACAGUGUGGAGGUGGCUGCAUGUACGCAGGCAGGAAGUGGCACGGUCAGCCCACGGGUUGAACUGUUUGUGCCAGAGGACAAAUCCAUCAUACGCCCUUCAUCCAUCCCUGAGACAACGGUUCCACAUCCUGUCCGGGUUAUACUGAUCGUGAUACUUACCAUCCCUAUUGUGCUGAUCAUCCUCUGGGGGGCUCGCUGUUUACAGAAAAGGACUUUUGACUCCUGUUUUAGGCAGCUGUGUGGAAAUGAAGAAAAGCUGCAGCCUGUCAUACAGUACACGCCGCAGAGGUCCUACAAUCGAUCAGCCAUAGGAAUCACACUUGGGAACCUUGGGAUUAGUAGUGAACUCCAGGCCAAACUUCAGGAUGUGAUGGUAAUGAGGAAUUGGCUCUCAGUGGGGAAAGUUCUUGGAGAGGGUGAGUUUGGUUCAGUGGUGGAAGGACAUUUUAGACAACCAGAUGGCUCUUCAGAAAAAGUUGCCGUGAAGACAAUGAAAUUGGACAGUUUUUCUCAAAGGGAGAUCGAAGAGUUCCUGAAUGAGGCCGCCUGCAUGAAAGAUUUCAACCAUCCUAAUGUCAUCAAACUGCUCGGCGUAUGCUUGGAAGUAGGCUCAGGAAACUUUCCUAAACCCAUGGUCAUUCUCCCAUUCAUGAAACACGGAGAUCUGCAUAGCUUUCUGCUGCGUUCACGCCAUACGGAGAGUCCAAUGUUCUUGCCCACUCAAACGCUCCUGAAGUUCAUGGUUGACAUCGCCUCAGGUAUGGAGUAUCUCAGUGGUCGUAACUUUCUGCAUCGGGACCUGGCGGCACGCAACUGCAUGCUGCGUGAUGACAUGACAGUGUGUGUAGCAGAUUUUGGAUUAUCUAAGAAGAUCUACAGUGGUGAUUAUUACAGGCAGGGCAGAAUUGCCAAAAUGCCUGUAAAAUGGAUUGCAUUAGAGAGUCUGGCAGACAGAGUUUUUACUGUAAAGAGUGACGUGUGGGCAUUUGGCAUCACCAUGUGGGAAAUUGCUACACGAGGCAUGACACCAUACCCUGGAGUCCAGAACCAUGAAAUUUAUGACUAUCUAGUUGAAGGACACAGACUGAAGCAGCCCCCUGACUGUUUGGAUGAACUGUAUGAAAUCAUGUACAGCUGCUGGAGAGCCGAUCCGCUAGACCGACCCUUCUUUCCCCAGCUGCGAGAGAUGUUGGAAAAGCUCACAGAAAAGCUUCCAGAGUCUUCCAGCAGGGAUGAUAUCAUUUAUAUCAACACCAGCUUUCCAGAGGAAGACCCUGAUGGAGAAGCACUUCAAACAGACCCUCUCGUGUUAAGCUCCUCACCUUCCUGCAGCCGUGUGGCAGCACAAAAUACAGUAGUUACCGCGGACAUUCACGACACCGUGGAGGAUGUGGAGGAUGGGGCCAGAGAUCGUUAUGUGGUGGUGAUCUCCUCUACUGCUCCCCUGAGAUCUGCUACAGUGGAUACUCCUCUCUUGUCAAAUGAUUCUUUAAGUCAAGCAAACGGGAACACUGAUACACCAGCAAUGGAUUGCAGCUCACAUGACCCCUCCUUCCUGCUAUAGCGAUUCAUACUGAGUAGUUACAACUAUUACUUUUGCUUGUUUGUACUAAUCAUUUUUACUCUGUUGCACUGGAAGCAUCUGCACAUUUCCUGUUGUGAAUUUUCAUAGAUCAUUUUAGAGGCAUUUUAUGCUUUAAAUGGCCAGCUUUACACGUCAGGAUUUGUCGUUGCUUGUAAGUUUUUGAGUGUCAACCUCAAACACGCUCAUGCACAUGUUCCAUAAGCUUAUGAUACUCUGAACUGUGAAAAGUAUUUACUGUAUUGAAUUCUGUGUUGCAGUGUAAAUAUUAAAUUGUA